AUGGCUGAAAAGACAGCGAAGGAGCCUUCUGUAGUCGGUAAAGCACUACUCACGGCAGCCAGAAAUGGUCAUCUCGAUGUAGUUAAGCAUCUCAUUGGUCAAGGAGCACAGGUUGAUAAUCCCACUACAAAUGGUACGACGGCUCUUCUUUUUGCAUCAGAUGCAGGUCAUCGUGACGUAGUUGAGUACCUCGUUGUGUCAAGGAGCGAAGUUGAGUACCUCGUUGGUCAAGGAGCACAGGUUGAGAGAGGUGCUAAUAAUGGUUUUACACCACUUCAUGGUGCAUCACGCAUGGUCAUCUGUCAUCUUGAUGUAGUUCAAUACCUCGUUGGUCAAGGAGCACAUGUAAAGAGGGAAAAUAAUGCUGGUGAGACACCACUUCUUGUUGCAUCAAGCAAUGGUCAUCUUGAUGUAGUUCAGUAUCUCACGAGUAAACAAGCAAAGAAAGAAGAAGCACCACCUGAAGUAAAGUGUACGUUUGGUAUGAAUUUCACGGACCGAAGCAUACAAGAACAGCUCCUAAAUCCUCGUACCAUUACGCAAUGGGAUCAACUACCAGCCACCAUCAUCAAAGAGUCAACAUCGGCCAAGUCUUUCCAUACCAAAGUUUGGAGCUACAUGCAGAUUGACCACUCAGCGCAGCUGUACACAGGCGGGCUAGAGCGUUGA
Strongylocentrotus purpuratus (purple sea urchin) is the source of this 669-nucleotide messenger RNA. Its product is annotated as alpha-latrotoxin-Lt1a-like. The transcript is spliced from 4 exons. Lineage: Eukaryota; Metazoa; Echinodermata; Echinoidea; Camarodonta; Strongylocentrotidae. Gene Ontology annotation, molecular function: protein binding. Bases 1 to 669 code for a protein of 222 amino acids. The record is from RefSeq and is a predicted model, not a curated record.